Messenger RNA from Hermetia illucens (black soldier fly), 1296 nucleotides. RefSeq names its product ribonuclease Oy (gene RNaseX25). Gene Ontology annotation, molecular function: RNA binding; ribonuclease T2 activity. The transcript has 2 exons. Lineage: Eukaryota; Metazoa; Arthropoda; Insecta; Diptera; Stratiomyidae. The record is from RefSeq and is a predicted model, not a curated record. Gene Ontology annotation, biological process: RNA catabolic process. Bases 172 to 1035 code for a protein of 287 amino acids. Gene Ontology annotation, cellular component: extracellular region.
GGACACUCCGUGACAUUUAUUUAUUUACAUGUCAUUACGGCGGAGAACGAUUUCAUAUCAUUUGUUUAAUCGCAAACGAGGGGAGUAUUUUCAUUUCGAAUCACUGAGCUGAAGUGCAAGAACGAGGUUUCAUGUGUUCGGAGUAACAAGGGUUGGCGACUUUGGGGGAAAAUGACGCGAUCGCCGGGGCUGCUUUGUCUAAGCUACUUUCUAAUCGCCGCUGCAGCGAUAACAGUUGUGAGCUGCAGUGAUGCGGAUUACUACGAUCAAGAUCUCCAGGACCACGAAUGGGACGUCCUGAUCUUCACACAACAAUGGCCUGUAACCGCUUGCUUCCACUGGAUUGAGGAAAAUCACAAGCACAGCUGCAGUCUUCCGAACAAAAAAGAAUUCUGGACAAUCCAUGGCAUCUGGCCAACGAAAUACGGGACGGUGGGGCCGAGCUUCUGUAACAAAUCCGCUGAGUUUGAUAUGAAGCAAAUUGAGCCAAUCGAGGACGCGCUGAAGGAAUUCUGGCCAAGCGUAGAAGCCGAUUUUGCGAUACAACAUCUGUGGGAGCACGAAUGGCUCAAACAUGGAACCUGCGCCGCCUCUUUAGUAGAAUUGGACAACGAACGACGUUAUUUCGAGCAAGGAUUAAACUGGCGGGACAAGUACCUCGUAUCGAACAUGCUGGGCGCGGCGGGCAUCCAUCCUGACUCGUCCAACACAGUCAUUGCUCUUCAGAAUGCCCUGAAGAAAACGCUAGAGAAGAAUCCAUCGAUUCAUUGUGUCUACGACCACGAGACCCAGACCAGCUACCUGGCCGAGAUCCGCAUUUGCUUCAACAAGACCCUGGGCCUUAUUGACUGCGACGGGGUCCCUGGCUCCCACAUCGCGAUAGAUUACCCGGGCGGGAAAGUUAUAACGAAUUGUCACAUAUCCAAGCCGGUGCAAUAUCCAAGUGUUGUGCCGCCUAUUCCACCCAAGUCGUGGAAGUUUCCAUUUGUAAAUCUUUACAAAUUGCUUAAUUUCGUGAUGUGGUUUACACUUUAAUUUGUUGGUUUUGGAGCGAAAGGUCGAGGCGUUCUUCUUGUUGACUAAUAUUGCUGCGGUAUUAUUCGUUAUUGUAUAUAAACCCAAAUUCAUCCCCAACUAGUUUUCUACUUGGUUCAGCAUUUCCCGCGUCGCCAUCUAUUCUUUUGCUUUACGUAUUUAGUCCUCUUAGCCUGUUUUCACCCUUCACCUGUUCGAAAGUCAUUAUAUUUUAAGAUUUUUUCUGUAACGAAGCUUUGAGAAUAGACGAUAGUGGGCCUU